AAUGGAUUACCAGAGGAGAGAUGUGUAUCCUAAUCUAAUGGGAUUCAUAAUGGCAUCUGGUGAUAUUGUUGAGGUUGGAGAUGUUGAUUUAAAUAAAUGGCCAAACUCAGAAUGGCGUUGUAUCAAGGUAAAGUGGGAUGAAUCCUAUAAAUAUCUAAAUCUCCCACUAAGAGUAUCACCUUGGACAAUAAUGAUCAAUAAUGAAGAAGUGGAAAACACUUCUAUCACUGCUCCGUCACUCAUUGAUUUCUUCACAGAAUCUUCGAUUGAUGAAACAAUUCUUUGUGAAGGUAUGCACCCAAAUAGUUCAAUAUAAAAGAUUCUACUAUAAUAGAUCAUUUCCGGUGGGGAAAUGAACUUCAUCUCUUAACACAACAUACUCAUGAUGAAAGUUCAGUGCAUGUGCUCAAGGAAUCAAAGUCUCACAAUGGUAAAUGACUUAGCUUGGAGCUGCAGACCAUUAGUUAUGUUUUGUAAUUUGUAAAAUAGAAAACUAGUCGAUCAAUGUAGUUGAAGUAUGUUUAAAUUUGAGGCUUUGAGUUCAUAGCCAACAUAUGAAAUGUGUAAGUUUCGUGCUAGUUUUGUGCACAAAGCUAAGCAUGUGUAAGUUUCGUGCACUAGGUACGAUUGGUUGCCUUUGUACUUCUUAUACUUAAUUAGUUUAUAUACUCAGUUCCUUUAUACUUUAUGGUUAAUUAUUCUGCGAUUAAAUAAUGUAUCUUAUUGUGUCCAUUAUUUUUGCUCCACCCAUGUCAUUCUACUAUAUUUUCACCCGUGCGGUGCACGGACAAAUAUCUAAAUCAAUUACUUAGUUUAUGUUAUGGAUAAAAAUAAGCUUUAGAGUUAUGUUA
Cuscuta europaea is the source of this 851-nucleotide messenger RNA. The record is from the annotation of a GenBank genome assembly. NCBI's taxonomy places the organism in Eukaryota, Viridiplantae, Streptophyta, Magnoliopsida, Solanales, Convolvulaceae.